AUGAAGAAGACACUCAUUCUCGAUCUAGACAAUACACUGGUAUACGCUCAUAAGGAUCUCGUCUCUUCUGUGAGUUUCAGCAUGGAAUUCGACGAUGAUGCACCACUCCACAUCAUGAAGAGACCAGGCGUAGAUGAAUUUCUGGGGAAGGUUUCAAAAGUGUACGAUAUCGUGGUGUUUAGUGCCGCCCAGGAGAAGUAUGUCAACCUUGUGGUUGACCAUCUGGAUCCUACUGGGGGGCUUGUGUCGAGGAGGCUACAUGGUGGCAAUUGCGUUGUUCUAAAGGACGGGACGAAAGUCAAGAAUCUUGACCAUGUAGGGUUUCGGGAUUUCAAGCGGGUGGUGGCACUGGAUGACAUUAUUGACUUCUACCAAGGUCAUCAAGAGAGCGUGGUGGUGGCUCCAAAGUUUGAGGGGUCAAAGGAUGACCACUUCUUGGCAGAUGUAACCCCGUUCCUUCUUGCGCUGUCAAAGUGUGUGGAUUUUACCAAAGUUACCCAUCGCUGGAAUAUUGGACAAUGUGUGGAGAAGCAAGGCAAAUUGUACGUCCUAGAUCCAUUCGAUGAUGAAUGGGCAUCUCCACGCCAAAUCGCGACUCUUCUGCGCCAAUGUGGUGAUUCCAAGUCCCUCCCGCGAGGGAAGCUCUUGCACCGCCGCCUGGCCGCCACCCUCGACCUACGCCACCACCCCUUGUUCAGCAAUCUCCUCAUCCUCAUGUAUGGCAAGUGCUCCAGCCUCCCGGACGCAUGGUCCGUCUUCCACGAUCUCGUCCACAAGAACGCCUUCUCCUGUAACAUCAUGAUCUCGACGCUCUGCGCAAACGGCCAGAGCGCGCAAGCGAUUCAUCUCUUCCUCGCCCUCGCCAGCGAUUCAGUCGUCCGCCCCACCCACGUCUCGUUCGUCGCCGCGAAAAGAGUGCUUGGAUUGUUCUCGGAGUCACUGGGACUGGAAAGUGGUGCUCUGGAGGAAGCUUUUGGAGGAGAGAGGCAUGCGAUGAGGAUGAACUACUAUCCACCUUGUCCGGAGCCGGAGCUUACAAUCUGA
Molecule: messenger RNA, 1044 nt
Organism: Selaginella moellendorffii
Lineage: Eukaryota; Viridiplantae; Streptophyta; Lycopodiopsida; Selaginellales; Selaginellaceae
Product: CTD nuclear envelope phosphatase 1 homolog
Exons: 2
Coding region: 1-1044 (347 amino acids)
Molecular function (GO): phosphoprotein phosphatase activity; protein binding
Source: RefSeq, a predicted model, not a curated record